Molecule: messenger RNA, 2987 nt
Organism: Epinephelus moara (kelp grouper)
Lineage: Eukaryota; Metazoa; Chordata; Actinopteri; Perciformes; Serranidae
Gene: cdc14aa
Product: cell division cycle 14Aa
Exons: 14
Coding region: 477-1958 (493 amino acids)
Biological process (GO): protein dephosphorylation; positive regulation of cytokinesis; regulation of exit from mitosis
Cellular component (GO): nucleolus; spindle pole; mitotic spindle
Molecular function (GO): protein tyrosine/serine/threonine phosphatase activity; protein serine/threonine phosphatase activity
Source: RefSeq, a predicted model, not a curated record
CGCUCACUCUGACUCUAGGCGGCUUGGUGGCGUCCUUAGCUCCGCGACUGUUUGCUGGAAUAUUCCGGGAAACGGUUUAAUUUAGUCAUGGAGGGACUUAAUGAUUUUUGGGAAACUAACGUUAUUCACGUAAAACAGAGCCAAUAGGCAUCAGAGGGAGAGGACAUGAAUGGUUGGGGUUUUAUUUGACUUUGGAGACUUUUUACGCAUAUGGAUGAAUGCCUCAUCAGAUGUGGACAUGGCCACGUAGCUCAACAGUUUGUUUGUGAAAGAGUGACUUUAUUUAGAGUCGGACGCUUUUAAUAACUUGGUUUAAAGAUAUUUUAUGCAGAAAUCGUAAUUUUUUGGACACAUCUCAAGUGGCCUUAUAACAGCUAACCAGCAAAAAAAAAAAAAAAAAAUUCUAUAGACUGGAAUAGAGGACUAUUUAUAUCUUUAAACGGAAUUAUUACAGAAAUCAAUUGUAAGUGGAUCAAAUGGCAGAGGAAUAUGAACAGUCCGGUGCGUCAGAGUUUAUUAAAGACCGGCUGUACUUUGCCACUCUGCGUGUCAAACCAAAGAAUACAGCCAACACACACUACUUCAGCAUGGAUGAGGAGUUCAUAUAUGAGAGUUUCUAUGCAGAUUUUGGGCCCCUCAACCUGGCCAUGCUGUACAGAUACUGCUGCAAAGUCAAUAAGAAGCUCAAGUCUUUCACAAUGUCUAGAAAGAAACUGGUCCACUACACCAGUUAUGACCAGAAGAAGAGAGCAAAUGCUGCUCUUCUCAUUGGUGCCUAUGCUGUAAUCUACUUAAAAAGAAGCCCAGAAGAAGCCUACAGGACUCUGAUCUCAGGAAACAACAUAGGCUACUUGCCAUUCAGGGAUGCUGCAGUGGGAGAGUGCUCCUUCAACCUUACUGUUCUCGACUGCUUACAAGGAAUACGCAAGGCAUUACAGCAUGGUUUCUUUGACUUUGAAAGUUUUGAUGUGGAGGAAUAUGAACAUUAUGAGCGAGUAGAAAAUGGGGAUAUGAACUGGAUCAUUCCAGGGAAAAUUCUGGCAUUCAGCAGUCCUCACCCUCGCAGUAAGAUAGAAAAUGGUUAUCCUCUGCACGCACCAGAGGCGUAUUUUACAUACUUUCACCAAAAUGAUGUCACAGCCGUAGUCCGUUUAAACAGGAAGUUAUACGACGGCAGGAGGUUUGAGGAUGCAGGAAUUGAGCAUCAUGACCUUUUUUUCCUGGAUGGGACCACGCCCUCUGACCUCAUCGUCAGGCGCUUCCUGCAUGUGUGUGAAAGUACUGAAGGAGCUGUGGCUGUGCACUGUAAAGCUGGCCUGGGCCGUACAGGCACUCUGAUUGGCUGCUACCUGAUGAAGCACUUUCGGUUCACUGCAGCUGAGGCCAUCGCAUGGAUCAGAAUUUGCCGACCUGGAUCCAUCAUUGGUCCCCAGCAGAACUUCUUAGAGGAGAAACAGCACAGUUUAUGGGUCCAGGGUGACGUCCAUCGCUCCAAACAGAAGAUCCUUCAGCAGAGACUGAGCCGACGGCAGCAGCUACAGCAACAGCGUCAACAGCAGCAGCUUCACAGCCCCGACUCUGAGGGGGGGAAACAGGAAGCCAUGUCCCACCUACUCUCAAGCAUGGAUGACCUGUCAAUUAAGACCACCCUCUGCAAAUCAUACAGUUUGGAUGAGAAUAACUGUCAGGAAGGCAGUCUGACUCAGGGAGACAAACUCAGAGCACUGAAGGGAAAACGACCACCAAGAUCAGCCUCCUCAUCCUCAAGGUUAAACCUGUCCAAGGCCUCUCAAUGCUCCAUUCUCCCACCCCCUAAGUCCCCGAAAGUUCCCCUCUCCUUCUCCUCCUCUUCCUCCUCUUCUAAGAGGCUGUUAAGAAGCUCGUCCUCCACCGCCACGCAAAUCAAAAGUCCAUUCAGCCUCAGUCUGUUCAGCACCAGGCCUUCUGUCAUUCACUGACUUCACAGUUUGGACCUUUCCAUUCUGCUCACAGUUGACUGAGGAGGACAUCAAAACUGGACUACCAACAUGCUGCUGUUGUCUAGGCCUUAAACAUUUUUUCACCUUUGACAAAUGUUUUAAUUAUUUGUCUUACAAAGUACCUGCACGGACUCACAGAAUACAGAGGUCUGUAGAGUCAACUCAAAGUAGGGAAACACAUAUUUCUUUAACACUGGCACCCAAAACACAUCUCCAGUCUCCAGUAGAUAAAAGCAAAUGGUAUGUUGGAAGAUAAAACACACAAAAUUGCGGAAAAAUAAUGUAAUUUCACAUACAUGUAUUAAAUAAUGAUGAACAAACUUUAAUUAGUAAACAGGUUUAUUAUUGACAAAUCUACGUACAGUACUAGUAGGCUGAAAACAUCUGCAAGUACUCAAGUACAAGUAGUAACAAAACAAUGUACAUGUACCAUUUCAAGUAAAAGUCCUGCUUUCAAAAGCCUACUAAGUAUUAGUGCAGAUGUAUCAUUAGCAAAGUGUACUUUAAGUAACAAACUGCUCAUUAUGGUGAAUGGCCCCACUCAGAGUUUUAUAUAUUUUAUAGGAUCAUUAUCCCUCAUGUUUUGACUGCUUAACAGUAUUUUACUCUUGCAGCUGGUUGAAGCGGAGCUGAUUUCAGCAACUUUAUAAAGAGGUGGACUGUUUAACCUGCAAAAACCUCAACAUUGUGAAGACUUUUUCUGGCAGUGAUAAUUGGUAUGGGUGCAAAAAUACUUGUAAAAGUACUUGCAAAGAGUUAUAAAGACAUAAAAUAGACUAUAAAUAUAAUGUUGUUUUCCUCCAGAGGAUAUUCAUUUACAGGCUGUUGAAUAAAAAGAAAUACCAACUUUGGAUGGUACCAUCACCAUACUGAGAACAAUGCUGCUGUAAGCACCUCUCAAUAAUUAACAUACUUUACAACUGAGUUUUAGCAUGUGACAGAGAGACGAUUUUGGUGUCAAGGCUCAGGUGAAGUUUUAGAGUCCUCACAUCACUUGCGGAGAUCCGA